UAGUAAAGUUGGUUGAAUUGACAAAUUUAGUAAUUUGGUUCUGGCAAGAAGAAUCUAUCUACACUCUUUUUUUAAAUCCAGAUAAGCUGACCUGUACUUUCCGCAGGUAAAAAGACACCUCACCAAACCAAAAUCUUAGCCGUUGAUGUCAGUCACAAACUCAUCCUGACCGUUGAUUCACCGUUUUACCAGUCGAACUUGCCAAAAAUAACAUAAGUCGUCACUGUCACGAGAAGGGGCUCCAUGGAAGAAACAAAAGCGUUUUCUCUCCAUGGAUUCCUCAUAUCAGAUUCAAAAUUUGAAAUACAAAAAUCAGAAUCUUAUAGAGUUUCAAAUUAAAAAAAAAAACGAAGACCAAUUCUCUCUUCUUCUCCUUCGUUUCCACGAUUCGUAACACUUAUUUUCUUUAUAUAUUUGCUUUUUCUCCUUUUGCAUUUCCCAGAAAGGCAAAGAAAGAGAUAAAUUGUUGAAUUCAUAGAGAGGAGAUUGAUAUUGCUAGCUUCUUCUGCUUUCUACUUCCUUUUCUUGGUGGUUGAAGGAUUCAGCGAACUCUUACUAUGUUCGUUGUGUGAAUUAAAUAUUAUUUAAUGGAUACGCUCACAUGUUGUGACUGUGGAUGCGAAGAUUGCUCUUCUCAUAAACACGACGAAUUCUCCAACAACAAACCACGUGACGCACGUGACCUCUCCCUCUCCCUCUCCUCCUCCAACGCCAAAGUCCAAAUCGAGAACGAAUGCCACCUCCUCCGCGAAACCGUCGCCUCGCAACAAGAAUCGAUCCAAGACCUAUACUCCGAGCUCGACGAGGAGCGCAACGCCGCCUCCACCGCCGCGAACGAGGCGAUGUCCAUGAUCCUGAGGCUCCAGAGAGAGAAGGCCGAGGUCGAGAUGGAGCUGAGGCAGUUCAAGCGAUUCUCCGAGGAGAAGAUGGAGCACGAUCGGCAAGAGCUCUUGGCUCUUGAGGAUCUGGUGUACAAGAGAGAGCAGACGAUCCAGGCCUUGACGUUUGAGGCUCAGGCUUUUAGGCAUAGGAUGAUGAGUUAUGGUGUUAGCGAAGAAGCUGACGUUGAUGACGUGGCGAAGAACGUGUAUGAUUAUGAUUAUCCUCCUCUUAAGUGUAGUUUGAAUGAGAAUCCCGAGGUUGAGGUUGAUGUUGAAAAGUACACGUUGACUGAUUCGUCGCCACGUGGAGGGGAUAAUUUGAGUAGUUUGCCACGUCAGAGUCCUAAGCGUCAUAGACAUUUCAGGAAGGUUUCUACUGGUAGUUCGAGUUCACUAUUGGGAACUACUAAUAGAGACCAAAGGCCUGAUUUUUCUGUUGAUUCCCCACGCUUCAACGGCGAGAUGCAUGAUAGAAUCUAUACCAUUGAUUCUGUUCAUCAGGGUGAUGCUGAGGAGAAGUGUAAGGUUGAUGGCGAAAUGAAUCAGCCUGAUCAUCUUGGUGAUCCUGAUAUAGUGAAACUCUACGCGAGGAUGCAAGCGUUGGAGGCUGAUAGGGAGUCGAUGAGGCAGGCGAUUGUGUCGAUGAGGACCGAGAAAGCUCAGAUGGUUCUGUUGAAAGAGAUUGCGCAGCAUUUGUCGAAGGAGGUUGUUCCGGAACGGAGGCUGCCUCUAAGGAAAGCGUCUAUCGUUGGAGUGUUCAGUUUCUUAUCUGUCUUUAAGUGGAUCACAUCUUUUGUUUUCUGGAGAAAGAAGGCUCGUCGAAGCAAGUACAUGAACGGGGUGCAAGCGAACAACAUGGGAUUGGAAAUGCUUCUAGAAAAGACUCCUCGGAUAAGGCAAUGGAGAUGUCUUUCAAGCACGCAAGUGUGACGUAGAUCAUGUUCUCCAACUAGGUGAAUUUGAAGCGCUUAAUGUGUAUACUGGGAGACUGCAGUCUUCUUCAUGUGCAGUUUUUUUUUAUUCUUUAUUUUUUUUAUGUUCAUUUGUUGUUGGGAGUUUGAAUGCGUAAUGUCUUGAAUGGGGUUUGAUUGUUUGUGUAAUGAGAUCGGUGAGGAUACUGUAAGCUGUGUAUAAUAUUUUCCACAUUCUUGUUUGGGUUCUCUCUGGUUAUCGGAGCUUAGUGAGUGUUGUAUAUUGAUCGUCUAAGUUCUCAAUCCUUAGUGAAGCUACUACCAUCAAUCAAAAUAUAAUCAAUUACGGUUCAUACCCGAGAGAUUUUGCAUUGGUUUUCUGAUUCUAGUUCAAUUGUUAAGGCCUUUUCUUGUGUAUUUUUUAUUUUGUACCUAUUUGUUGUUUUGGAGCAGGUUAGAGCACCUGCAACGCAGGAUUUAAAGUAAUCCUUAACUGUUCAAAAAUUAAUAAAAUAAUUAUGUGGGAUCCGUGUUUUUAGGUUUUUGUGUCACCAAAGGUUUAAAUAAUCCUUGCUUAAGGAUUUAUUUUUAUGCAAUAUCGUUACUAUUUAUGGGCCUAGAAUGAUUAUCUCUUCUUUUCAGUUUAAAAAAAAUAAAUAACAAUAAAAAAAUUCUAAUUACUA
Brassica rapa (field mustard) is the source of this 2475-nucleotide messenger RNA. Its product is annotated as myosin-binding protein 7. Lineage: Eukaryota; Viridiplantae; Streptophyta; Magnoliopsida; Brassicales; Brassicaceae. The record is from RefSeq and is a predicted model, not a curated record.